AAUGUUCAGAAUAACACCUAAAAAAGUCAAGCAUUGUGGGUACGUCAGUCGGCACCCUAGUAAUCUGACGACGGGACGUAAGGAAGUGAUGCUGUUUAUUUCAAACACACGUGUCUGAAGUAGCCUAGGUCCGAAUUUAAUAUAUCUACUGUUUAGAAUGAGAAAUGAAGACGGGAAGAAGAACGAUGAUUACGUGGAUAGUUUACUCCAUGCAUUCCACGUUCAAUUUUUUGCUAUGAAUCGCCAAAGUGUCAUGCCGUGGGAAAGCCUUGAAGAAAUUCUACAAACAUCAGAUACAUCUGUUAUACAAGACAUAUUACAGAAGACAGUGCUUCACCCAUUGUGUAAGAAGUACCCUCCUUCAGUGAAGUAUCGAAAGAUUUUCCUAACUGAAUUAAUAAAGAAGCAUGAGGCAACAGCUGCUGAACCUGAUGAUAUGCUGUAUGAAGCCUUGGCUGCAGUACUUUGUACUGAGGAGUCAACACUGUGUUACACGAGUUACCUUCUGCCAACAGGAGAAUCUGUUACUCUGUGUGAGAGUAUAGCAGCAAUUUCUGAGGGAACCACAGGGUUGGUGACCUGGGAAGCAGCGUUAUGCACAGCUGAAUGGUCCAUAGAGAACCCACACCUUUUCAGUGACAGAACCGUCUUGGAGUUGGGCAGUGGAGCUGGUCUCACUGGAAUUGUGCUGUGUAAAACCUGCCAUCCUAGGAAAUAUAUAUUUACUGAUUGCCAUCCAUCUGUUCUCCAAGGACUCAGAAAGAACAUUCUUAUCAAUGGAUUCCUCCUAGAUUCAACAUCAUGGGACCAGACCACUGUGGAUUUCCCAAACACUUCUUGUGCGUGGUCUAAAGAACUAUCAGUGUCUGUUCGAAGACUUGACUGGGCCACAGCUACCGAGGAGAAGUUGUCACAACUCCAAGCUGAUGUUGUAAUUGCAACAGAUGUCGUAUAUGAUCCAGAAAUAAUCCCAUAUUUAAUUAAUGUAUUCUAUAUGCUGCUAACAUCCAGGAGUGAUAAAACUCAACCUGUUAUCUAUGUAGCCUCCACAGUUAGAAACCCAGACACUUACCAGCUUUUCAAAGAUAAACUAGAUAAUUCUGGCAUUGGACAGGAGAUACUUCCUCGUCCUGAAAAGGUGCUGUUUCCAUAUGAUUGGGCAUCAGACAUUGAAAUUCUCAAAUUAGAACUGGAAAAGAAAUCUGACAGUUAUGUAAAUGCCACUAUUUGAAGUGUUUAUUUCUGUUUUUAAGCAGUUACUGGAAGCCUUAACUAAACAUGAUGGUAACAUACCAAAGAGGGAAGUAUUAUAUGGAUGUGUUAAACAUGACCUAAGAGGAAGGAUCAUCAAAAGCAACUGAACAGUGAGACCUAGAGGUAAGAAAGUAUAAAGAAAUGGUGGAGAAACCAAAAGACUUACUGAUCUUAAAUCGGGAAAUAAUUGAUAUGGAAAAAGAACUAAUGGCCCAAACCAAGGAGUAAAUACAUGUUCACUUGAAUGCCCCCAUCAGAGAAAUACCUUGCACAGUGAUCGAGACUGCAAAAAGUUAAAAGAGGUGUUAAGUAAGAGAUUGACAAACUAAUGUAAUAAUGAGAAACACUGAUGAAAUUAAGAAUGCCUUUAGGGAAUGUUUUGCAAGGAUUUAUAGCCAAGAUGCAAACCAAGUAGCAGGUUGUUACCCAAAUUAAAUGAUAUUUUAAGUGGACAGCACUCCUGGUCUUGAAUGAAACUGUGCAGUUACCCAGACAAUGGAGGAAAUGUAGAAGCAGUAAAGUAGAGAACUGGGGGUCUUAUGGAAACUGUGAACUCCCCAUGGAGUUCUAUAAACCAGGCGUGCAAAGUUGAUGGAGAUUUGGGUUACCAUAUUUAUAAUAUUUUAAAAGAGUGGAUUCUAGCCUCCUGGAAGGUAGGAAUAGUAUCAGUUAUCCUUAAAGAGGGGAAAGACCCUUGUAAUCCAGAAUCAUCUAGGCCCAUCACAGCCUUAAAUCAUGAUUACAGUUUUUUGGGAAGUUUUAGUAGCAAGACUAGCAAAAUUACUACUAAAUCAAAUACUUUUGAAUUGGUAUAGAUUUAUCACAGGCAGACAAACCUCUGAUAAUAUUAUAUAAACAGUAGUGAUGCUAUGGAGGCAAAAACAAAAGAAAAAUCCUUUGCUUAUUUUAAGUUUAGACACAAAAGACAUUUGAUAGGGUUUCAUGAGUCACCCCAUGAGAAGUGUUAAGUGCAAUUGCCCCAAGAGGUGCAACCUUAUAAUGCAGUUAUACAAGUGCUGUGUUGCAAGGAUGUGGGCUGGCUGGUAAUACUCAAGGACUCCAAAUGCCUCCUUUACUUUCUGCCACAUACUUAGAAGCUCUGGGUUACUCUAAUAAAAUUAUUGUGUGUACAGGAAUAUACUUGGGCAAAAGAGCAAAAACAUAAGCCUCUUUGCUAAUGAUGUUUUACUGCAGUUGAUUUCUGUAGAAACUGACCUGCCGGGCCUUUCCAAAUUAUAGAUGAAUUUUAAAAAUAUGGGGAGUGUAAGGCAAAUGGAACUGAAGACAAUGUCAUUCCAGUAAAUUGCAUCUUAACACAUACCCUUGUUUAGUUUUUUUUUAACAUGUCUUUAAAGUCAUACCAGGAUAAAAUAUCUAGGAGUAUGACUUUUCCAUUCAGAAUCUCAGUUAAGUUCAUAUGGGAAGACUCUGUGUCAAAAAUUUUUGAAAAUAAAUAGGGAAGUGGAAAACAUUGGUACAUGGAUCUAAAUCACAAAAGACAAGCAAAUAAAAUGUUUCUAGUUCCAUUAGUAAUCUUCACAUGUUAUGCUUCUGUGCCACCUCAUGAAUAUAGUUUAAAACUGAUAAAGAAAAGAAUCCUAACAUUUCUUUGAGACAAUAAACAUGCCAGGAUGUUUUAGAAAAAGAUAAGGAUGCCAACACAAUUAGGAGGAUUGGGAAUUCCAGAUUUACAAAACUUAUCACAACACAACCCAAUUAAAAUGGUUAGACUAAAUCCAUUGUGAGAAAAACAAUUAAAGAUGGAAAUAAGUUGUGCUUAACCAGAAGGAGUCCUGUACACACACAAACUGACAUUUUGGACUUAUUUGAAAUGGGAAGACAAUAAUGAAACUUUCCUAGGUAAGGUAGGAAAAGUAGCCAGUGGAAUUAUAACAAGAAAAGAAGUCAGAAAUUGGCACCAGGAAAAUCUUGUCUAUAGGAAAGGAUUUUUGAGACUAAAUGGAAUAACAGUGCAAAAAUGUGCUAUAUAAAAAAAAAUACGUUGAGGUUCUGGGAGCAGUUAAAACCGGUGGGUGGCAACCUUCCUUGGGAGUAGGCAAAAAGGUGGUAUAACUUUCAGGAAGGACACAAGAUAAGAUUCCUUGGACUGCAGACAAGACUCUCACAAAUAAUUAAUUUAGAUUUUUUUUUAGUUUCCCUUUAGGAUAUCACCCAGCUGACAUGGCCCACAGUGCCCCAUUUGCAUGCUGGAUCUUACCAACUCAUCUCCUUACCCCCUCCCAGGACUUACUCCAGUAUUGCUGGGGCUGGUCAUGGGUCCUAAGGGUGUCUUGGGGGCUCAACCAUCUAUGCUUCCAUGCUAGGUGGGGUCAUUGUAUGUCCCAUCCACUCCCUGCACCAUCUCCCUUGCAUGUUGAUUAUGUCAGAGGACAACUUUCCCUCUUUAGACCAUGUCUCCCCUAAAGAAGGGUCAUAGAUGAGCAUCCUUCUACCUGGGACUGGCACAUCCAUAUCUUUCUGCUGCCCUGUAUGUCACCCUAGCUUCUAAUUACACUAGGCUGUAGUCAGAGCUUUAUCCCUCUACACCACUGGAGUGGCCAAGACUCUCACAAAUUAUUAGUAACAGGAUUCCAGUUAGUCAGCCCCUUCAGUUUGUAGAAUUUAUGAUUUAACCUAGGUGUUAUAGAAUAAAAUUGAAAGGUAUGCUAAGCAGGGGAUAUAAAGAAUACUGGGAAUGAAGAUAUAGAUACGGUUAGGCAAAAAUAAGAAAACAAGCUUGAUAAAAGUUUAACCUGGGAAGUAUGGGAGGAGGUUUGUGCUGGCCCAGGUAUGCAACCAAAUCUAGAAAAUUUAUAAUUUUUGUUUGGAAAUUUUUACAGUGGUAUCUAAACCCCAAAUAAAUUGAGAAAAAUGUUA
Molecule: messenger RNA, 4131 nt
Organism: Protopterus annectens (West African lungfish)
Lineage: Eukaryota; Metazoa; Chordata; Ceratodontiformes; Protopteridae
Product: protein-lysine N-methyltransferase EEF2KMT-like
Exons: 8
Coding region: 158-1231 (357 amino acids)
Source: RefSeq, a predicted model, not a curated record